Messenger RNA from Aspergillus calidoustus, 306 nucleotides. The record is from the annotation of a GenBank genome assembly. Lineage: Eukaryota; Fungi; Ascomycota; Eurotiomycetes; Eurotiales; Aspergillaceae.
AUGUACGAGUAUCUCAUGUACUGGCUCUCGUGGCAAGUCUUUACGGAAAACUCGGUUCAAUUCGUUGCGCGGACGGACAUUCAGGGCGCUUGGGCGUGGAGGCGUCGCCGUGAUGAUGAGGAUGAAGAUGAGCAACAAGUCGAUUCAGACGAUUCAGACGGGAAUAAAAUGAUCAACUUUGACAGAUACUGGGCGAGGACUGGCGAACGGACCAGGCUUAGGCCGGUGCACUUUAUCCACGAGACCCAAUCUCCUCAAGCGGAGCAACCACCCGCUCACACUCACCCGCAGGACGAACGGCCGUGA